AUGUGUGCUGCGCUGUGCUGUGCUGUGCUGUGCUGUGCUGUCUGUUGCCUACCUGACUUGCCUAGCACCGAUACCCGCUACCCCGAAGGCAGAAUCAAUAUCGUCAGGCCUGUGGUCGCAUCGCUCUGGCCCCCAGGUGUCUGUCGUGUCUAUUCUGGCGGCAGGGACACGCUUGUUGGGUCCCGCUCUCCUACAGGUGGUCUCUGCGACGGCGGCCGUGUGUUCUCCACUGGUACGAGUGUCUAUACAGUGCCGCACAUGGCACCUUGGCGGCCAAUCGGCAAAAGUGGUGACACUUUGAUCCCAAUCGGGAGUUGGGGUCGUACCUGCAUGAACCCGUCAGUGACAUACUUUCCUCCUGUCCUGGUCGACCAAGGGCACAAUGGCCUCAAGCAAAACUUGCUCACCAAUCUCCGUCUCAAGCCUUCUAGGUCCUGCGAGACCCGCCUCGAGGACCCUGCAGUCUCCAGGCGCUGUCAUGGCCGGAUUACGUUGACCUCAUUGCCAGAUUGGAAAGCCGGCGUCAGUGCCGUUUCUGCGCGUGUUUCGCGUGCGCCGUUUGCGCGGCAAAUGCAAGGCAAGACAUUCGCACAGCAUACAACCAAGCUUCAUUUGUCCCCGCUGCAGUGUCACUUGCGAGGCAGUGCUGCUCUUCCUGCCAAUUCUUUCGAUUUUCGCCUGCCCCACCGACCACCAACUUUUUCUCGGGGUGGCGAACUCAGCACAGAGUAUCGAAACAAGCUUCUCGCGAUAACCUCGCUCACUGAGCAGACUACGCCUGGUUCGUGUGCCAUCACGAAGACCGCACACACUCCGCUGAAAGCCCCAUAUCAGCUGCACAUCAUGGACACCGAUCCAUUGCUACCCAGAAAGAAUGCGCCAACGAGAAGGGCCGGUGUGCACGCCGACUCGGCCGCCCAAUACGGCACCGUAGCAGGACAGACUACCGACGAUAAACGAGUGACCACCUCUUUCCUUCUGGGGAACUUGCACUGCCCGUCAUGCGUCUCCUCCAUUCAAGAAGCUCUCGGCGACGCAUGCGGCCGUGACAUUGUCUGGAUCUCGCCCAAUGUCGUGACAUCGGUUGUUACCGUUGAGCACCGUGACACGGGCCCCGCCGUCGCCCAUGUCAUUGCCACCAUGGCCAAGUCGCUCGAAGCCGCCGGCUUCGAGGUCUGCAGUGUAACCACCACAUCCGCAGCCGUCGACACCCUUGAUCUUGAGUACUUGGCGGACCGGUCAUAUCAAGCUGCCGAUGAUUCUGCCGAGAGCAAGGGUGCCGGCGCUCUCGGCAGGCUGCUCACUGCCCCUCGGUUCAAACAGUCUCUCACCAAGAGGCAGCAGACUCAUCUGGCAAACUGCGAAGAAUGCCGCCAUUCACGGCCUCACACGCCACGCUCAGGAUCGCAAACCCCGCUGUUGGCCGGCGCAAGGGCAAGGCUUGAACGGUCAGGCACGCCCGAUCUCGCGACGCUAUCCACUCUCGAGAGUAUCACCGCCGUCGGUUCGAGCUCAUCUGUUGAUAGUGCUGGCCACGCCUGGAGGGCCACUUACUCUAUCGGAGGCAUGACCUGCACGUCUUGCGUCCGCUCCAUCGAAGAUGAGCUGAAACGAAGACCCAAUGUUGCCAAGGUCGUUGUCAACCUCGUCAACAACAGCGCGACUGUGGACGUCACGGAGAAGGAUGAAGCUCAGGUUCUCGUCCAAGUGAUUGAGGAUAUUGGCUAUGAUAUAUCCUACGUGCCCAACACCCCCUACCUCACGAUCCGACGCAUCUUGGCGGCUAUCGAGGCUGCAGACCCCUCAUUCCAUCCGUCGAUAUAUCAUCCGCCCACCAUCGAAGAGCGAUCGAAGGCUGUGGUGGCCCGUCAUCAGCGUCAAUUGCUCCGCCGAGUGUACUUGAGCCUGGUUAUCGCAAUCCCCACCUUCAUCAUUGGCAUUGCCUACAUGAACCUUGUUUCGGAUGAUGAUCCUUGGAGGCACUAUCUCAUGAAACCGUGGCUGUCGUCAUGCGCGUCACUGGAGCUGCCGGGCCGGUCGUUGCUGGAUCAAAUCGUCCAAAUCGUCCGUGAGGGGCAGACGAAGCGCGCUCCGAUGGAGCGCGUUGCCGACAUGCUCACUGCCUACUUUGUGCCCAUCAUCACGCUGAUCGCUAUCCUGACCUGGGCGACUUGGACGAUUCUCGGACUCGCCGGCGUGCUUCCAGAGUCUUACCUCGAUGCGACGAGCGGCUGGGUUGCAUUCGCCCUCCAGUUCGCCAUUGCCGUCUUCGUUGUCGCGUGCCCCUGCGGCCUCGGUCUCGCAGCCCCUACGGCCAUCUUUGUUGGAGGGGGUCUAGCGGCGAAGCAUGGCAUCCUAGCAAAAGGUGGCGGCGAGGCGUUCGAGAAGGCCAGCAAGAUUGACCUGGUGGUGUUUGACAAGACUGGCACGUUGACGGUCGGUGGCGAGCCCAAGAUUACAGACGCCUUGACGUAUCCCGGCGCAACGCAAGAGGCUGCGUGCCAGGAGGAUACAGAUCUUCUCUUUGCGGCGCUCAAGGCUGUCGAGGAGAACAGCAGUCACCCGAUUGCCAAGGCCAUCGUAUCUUACUGCAAGUCUCGGACGGAGCAGUCAGCCAGUGUUGACAACCUCCAGGAGAUUCCUGGUAGAGGCAUGAAAGCCAUCUGUCGCGGACAGUCGUUCGAUGCCUCGUUUGAUAUUAUUGUUGGCAACGAGAGCUUGAUGUCGGACAACCACGUGGCCAUGUCCGAGUCUACAGCUGCACAGCUCGAGACCUGGAAGAGGGAAGCGAAAUCUGUCGCCCUUGUUGCUACGAAGCCGAUCUCCAAAAACGUGGCACCCUGGACUCUUGCGGCUGCUCUGUCCAUCGCAGAUCCGAUUCGACCAGAGGCUGUCGGCAUUGUCGAGGCCCUGCGAGAACGGGGCACGAGCGUGUGGAUGCUUUCUGGCGACAACCUGGUGACAGCUAAAGCCGUUGCAUCGCAAGUCGGCAUCGACCCCAACAACGUUCUUGCUGAGGUUCUUCCUUCGCAGAAAGCCGAGAAAAUCACUUACCUCCAAUCGACCAUGAAAGCCCGUACUGGCAGCCGUGAGCACACGAUGAAACGGGCAACGGUCGCGAUGGUUGGUGACGGUAUCAACGAUUCUCCCGCACUGACGCGCGCCGACGUCGGCAUCGCCAUCGGUAGCGGCAGUGAUGUCGCCAUUUCGAGUGCCGAUUUUGUGCUCGUGUCGAGCGACCUCCGGGCAGUGGUGACACUCCUCGAGCUGAGCCGCACGGUAUUCCGCCGCAUUAGGCUCAACUUUGCCUGGGCGAUUGUGUACAAUGUGCUCGCGCUGCCUGUGGCGGCCGGGUGCUUCUACCCGUUUACGACGAGUUCCGGACAGCAUAUUCGGCUGGACCCUGUAUGGGCCGCGUUGGCGAUGGCUUUGAGCAGUAUCAGUGUGGUGCUGAGCUCGUUGGCAUUGAGGAUCAGGAUUCCGUGGAUCGGGUUCCAGGAUGGGAAGAUUGGAAGCUAA
Verticillium alfalfae VaMs.102 is the source of this 3519-nucleotide messenger RNA. RefSeq names its product cation-transporting ATPase pacS. The record is from RefSeq and is a predicted model, not a curated record. Gene Ontology annotation, cellular component: membrane. NCBI's taxonomy places the organism in Eukaryota, Fungi, Ascomycota, Sordariomycetes, Glomerellales, Plectosphaerellaceae. Gene Ontology annotation, molecular function: P-type divalent copper transporter activity; ATP binding; copper ion binding. Gene Ontology annotation, biological process: monoatomic cation transport; copper ion homeostasis. The coding region runs from base 1 to 3519 and encodes 1172 amino acids. The transcript is spliced from 5 exons.